This is a messenger RNA of Ceratitis capitata (Mediterranean fruit fly), 2181 nucleotides long. RefSeq lists its product as uncharacterized. The record is from RefSeq and is a predicted model, not a curated record. NCBI's taxonomy places the organism in Eukaryota, Metazoa, Arthropoda, Insecta, Diptera, Tephritidae. Bases 166 to 2160 code for a protein of 664 amino acids. The transcript is spliced from 9 exons. Gene Ontology annotation, cellular component: extrinsic component of mitochondrial inner membrane.
CAAGUGAAUUUGGUCUGACUGUCAGUUCGGGCAUUCGUUGGCGAAAAUUCAAAGUGAAUAGUUUGUGGGGAAAUUCGCGAAAGCACAGAAAUUUAAAAAAAAAAAAUUUAUAAAACAAUUGCAUAAGUUUUUUUUAUAUUUUAUUAUUUGAAUUCAUAAUUCAUUAUGGAUGGAAAACAAAAGAAAACACGGCAACGUAACAGAGCAAGAAACAAAGCCAACCGUUUAAAGCAGGAAAUGGGUCAGACUGAUUCGCACAACGAAGAGUUAACUAAAUUUAACGAAAGUGGCGGGGAUAAUGAUGAAUUUGGCGGUGAAAAUCUUUCGAAAAAUGUGAGCCAAGAGCAAAUUUUAGGUAAAGAAAACGACAAUGAGAGCAACGAAGGGCCAAAAUCGUCUAUAAUAGGUGACCAAACGGUAACGGAUGCAAUGGAUGAUUCAAAUCAAAGUUUGAAAUUAAUACAACAAAUGAUGCGUACAAAACUUUUGCAACAACAACAACAACAACAACAACAAAAACAACAAUACCAACAACAACAACAACAACAACAACAAGUGCAAAGUGAUGAGGUCGCUAAAUCCGAAGCAAAACAAGUGGAAAAGGUUAAUAAGCCGCAAAAGAGCGGUACGAAUGCAAGCAGAAGCAAAGACAGCGGAAGAACAAUUGACGCUAAAGAGUCCAUGGCAAAGAAAAGUCCAACAGCGGAUAAUUCAACAGAGCAGAGUGCAUUUGUGGCGAGUUUACAAAAGAAAUUAGAGCACUCAGUGGCUAACGGCAGCACCGAUUUACCAAAUAAUCUACUGGAAAACUUACAGAAACUUCUACACGAGGAGCCCAUAAGUGAUGUGGAAUCUUCGGGUGAUGAAGAAGACUAUGUGGAAUACGUUUACCGACCGCGUCGCUACUUUUUGGUUGCACUUUGCAAUUUUUGUAAGAAUGAGCUCACACCACAGACGAAAGUUCCUUGCAAACGUUGUCACUUGCUUUACUAUUGUUCCAGCGAACAUAUGAAGAGUGAUGAGCAACACCGUCAAAUUUGUUAUGCAUUGCAACAGGUGGCUGAUAAUUGUGGUGGUCACAUCUUUAGAAAAUGCGAAGAAUUCACCGCUGAACAAUUUCGAUCUUACCGCAUUGUUAUGAUACGUCAAAUAGAGUCAAUCAUAAAUCGACCGUUAACUGCCACCGAACAAGAGGUGAUUUUGUUUCCACGUAUUUGUUGUACUCCAACCUGCCGUGAGUACCAUUUUGAGAAGCUUGUGGACUGUGAGCAUUGCGGACAGGUGGCAUAUUGCCGUAAUAAACCGGAGCAUUUGAGUAAAUCGCAUCAACAGUGGUGUGAAUCAUAUCAACUCUUCAAGAGGUUGGAGUUAGUGCAGGCGAAAUGUGGGCAAAUCGAUCCGUCAAUGCCCACGAAAAUACUGCGUGACAUACCCGGCGCUUGUUCCAACACAAAACAGAUCCUAAGCAAAUUAGAUUGCGCUGUUCAGGACGCUUGUGAGUUCUCUGCGCUUAGUCAAAUCUCCACAUGUCCUUUGACUGCCUGGUAUGCUUUGAAAUUAUGUGGACACUUGAAAAAAUCUGAAGAAAUUACCAUACAUCUUAUUGGUGCGGAAAUCGAGUUCGAAGUCGAUGCUUUGCACAAAUGGGAGCUUUUUUUCUUGCAUUUAAAUCCAAAUACCAAGAAACUCAACAUAAUUUUCGUAGGACCGGAAUUGAGUCAAGGGAAUGUACCAUUCGCACAAUUGACAAAAACAAAAUGCUGCAGAAGUUGCCGAAAGUUGCAACGCAACGUAAGUUAUCGUUUUCAAAAUCAAUUAUAUCAUGAUUACUUCAACUUGCCGAUGUAUCUUCAACCCGACUUAAUUUGUUUCUUCAAUGCUGGCUUGUAUCGCUAUAACGGUUUUCAAAUGGAGGACACUUGGCCGGAAACAAUACGCAUUGCCACGAAUCUGAAAUGUCCUAUUGCGGUUACAUCGUAUACGGCCUACGAGGCACCAUUGGAUAUAUCACGACUAAUGCAGGAGUCCAGUCGUAAAUUGAAUGUGGUUCUUCCACCAAUUUUAAAUCCUUUCGCAUCUCAAAAACCGGAGCGUAACUUUAUUUCAGACGAGGAUGCUCCGCUUAUGUUUAAAAAUUAUUAUUGUUUUGUUGUUGAAUAAAAAGUUCUACGUAUAUGUGUA